AUGGAAGGUGUUGCAAACUUGCGAGUAUAUUAUAAUGGUGAGGUUAUAACAAACACACAUGAAGGAGUGACUUUUGUUUGUGAAUGUCCGUUGUCAUUUGCCAUUCCAUGUACCAUGAGUUUUGUCGAGUUGCAAAAUGGUCUUUGUAAUAACAUUCAAAGCCUCAUUUUGAAAAGGGUGAGCAAUCUUUUAUACAGAAGUCCUGUGCAAGUAUUUGGUGGGCUAAUACAGUUUCAAAUAAUGCCCAUCACUGACGAUGUCAGUAUGCAGCAGAUGUUGUAUAUUUAUCAACAAACCCGAUCUCAUGUGCCAAUGAUAGAGCUGUACGUUGAGUUUGAACAGCAGUCGGGGAUGAAUUGGGAAAAAGAUAAUAAUGACAACGAAAAGGAAUUCGAAGCUAACUAUGAAGUCAAUGACGAAAUCGAUGAUGGAGACUUGGCAGGCAAUCCGGCGGUGCAAGAUGAAGCGAAUGUCAUUGUAAGCCAACACCCGUUUGGUGUUUCGUCUUUUAUGCGGACUCUAGAUCUCGAAGCGAUGCAUGCCCUGGAGUUUCCUGAGUAUGCGAAUACGGGUGAAGGCAACGUUGCGGCGGAAGAUGGCGAGUUUAGUGUCGGAAUGAGAUUUGGUUCGAGAGAUUCGGUGAUAUCUGCAAUCAAAAGCUACACCAUCUCUAGAGGAGUUGAUUACAUUGUGUAUAAGUCUGAGCCGCAGACAUUCUAUGCGAAAUGCAUGGGGUAUGGUGCAGGGUGGGACUGGCUUAUCCGAGCUAGCUUGAUUCGAAAAAAAGCUUGUUGGGAGAUCAGGAGAUACAAUGGCAAGCACACAUGCACCAUGGGCACGAUUUCACAAGAUCAUGCCAAGUUGGACUCAAACACAAUUGCAGAUGCCAUUAAGCCGUUGGUCGAAGCAGACCCCUCGAUAAAGGUGAAGUCUAUUAUUGCAGAAGUUCAAGGCAGGUUCAACUACACUGUGAGUUACCGCAAGGCUUGGUUGGCAAAGCAGAAAGCUGUCGCAAAAAUUUUCGAUGAUUAG
Molecule: messenger RNA, 1032 nt
Organism: Arachis ipaensis
Lineage: Eukaryota; Viridiplantae; Streptophyta; Magnoliopsida; Fabales; Fabaceae
Source: RefSeq, a predicted model, not a curated record